AUGCCAAAAGGCGCAUGGGACAGUCACAUGCACGUAACUUCUCCCGAUUAUCCUCUAGCCAAAACAGCCGCCUACAAACCAUCUCUACACAGCUUAGACCACGCCAUGGCUUUCGAAAAAACGAUUGGUAUAAACAAUAUCGUACUCGUCCAACCAUCCAUCUACGGAAAUGACAACUCCUGUCUCCUAGACGCUCUCAAGGAAAUUGGACCUGAACGCGGCCGAGGCGUCGUGGCGUUCGAUCCCGACGACAUUGCCUCCGAUACAUUGAAGCAAUGGCAUGCAUUGGGCGUCCGAGGCGUAAGACUGAACUUCAAGUCCACAAACGAGCCCUUCGAUCCAGAGGUUGUGAAGAAAACUUUACGCAAAUAUGCGGAUAUCGUAAAGCCGCUUGACUGGGUUGUCGAGCUCUUCAUAGAUCUUGAACAGCUCCGCUUCAUCACUGAUGUUGUACCUGAACUUGGCGUCAAGGUCUGUAUUGCUCAUUUCGGUGCUCCCGAUAUGAAGCGCUGGCCAUCGUAUCCCUCGGACGCAUCAAAUGUGCCUGGCAUGCAGCAUUUGACGACGCUUCUGUCGCAGGCUGACAACCUCUGGGUCAAGCUCUCGGCACAUUACCGUUACGAUAUCGAUGCCGAAAGUAUGGCCGGAUCAGAAGCCAUCGCUAAGUUGUUGUUGAACACGGCAAAGGAUAGGAUGGUCUUUGCGUCCGACUGGCCACACACACGCUUUGAAGGCUUGGAUGUUAAACCGUUCGUGUCCAAGUGUCUCGACUGGACCGAAGAGCUUGACGGCGCUAAAGAUCUGGUAUUCCGAGACAAUGCGAAGCGCUUGUGGGAUUGUGCAUGA
Messenger RNA from Aureobasidium pullulans EXF-150, 846 nucleotides. Its product is annotated as amidohydrolase. The transcript has a single exon. Gene Ontology annotation, molecular function: hydrolase activity. Lineage: Eukaryota; Fungi; Ascomycota; Dothideomycetes; Dothideales; Saccotheciaceae. The record is from RefSeq and is a predicted model, not a curated record. The coding region runs from base 1 to 846 and encodes 281 amino acids.